Molecule: messenger RNA, 1369 nt
Organism: Culex pipiens pallens (northern house mosquito)
Lineage: Eukaryota; Metazoa; Arthropoda; Insecta; Diptera; Culicidae
Gene: Dlc90F
Product: dynein light chain Tctex-type
Exons: 3
Coding region: 178-513 (111 amino acids)
Biological process (GO): microtubule-based movement
Cellular component (GO): cytoplasm; cytoplasmic dynein complex
Molecular function (GO): dynein intermediate chain binding
Source: RefSeq, a predicted model, not a curated record
CAGAUCAUCAACGAAGGUAGCAGCUGUCACUUCGUCUGUGAGAAGAGAGUUUUUUGGUGCGGAAAAUUCUGUGUUUUUCGGCGUUGUUCCUGCUGCUCCACGGAAGAAUCGGUCAUUUUGUGCUUCUAGUGCUCCGGAAUUCAACAAGUCACCUACGCCCUCCCCCACCCACACACAAUGGAUGACGGCCGGGAAGAGCAUCAGUUCGUCGUGGACGACGUGAGCAAAAUCAUCAAGGAAGCGAUCGAGACCACCAUCGGCGGCAACGCGUACCAGCACGACAAGGUAAACAACUGGACCGGCUCGGUGGUGGAGACGUGCCUGAGCGUGCUGACCAAGCUGCAGAAGCCGUACAAGUACAUUGUCACCUGUAUGAUCAUGCAGAAGAACGGCGCCGGUCUGCACACGGCCAGCUCCUGCUUCUGGAACAACGAAACGGACGGCUCCUGCACGGUGCGCUGGGAGAACAAGACGAUGUACUGCAUCGUGUCGGUGUUUGGGCUGUCGAUCUAAGGAUUAUCGCUAUUUUUUUUAUUUAUGUCCUAGUUUGUUUGUGCGGUUGGAAUGAUAAUAAUAUAUGAUACACGGAAAAAAACACACAAACACAGCAGAGAGAUCAGACACACCUACACAGAGACAUUCUAAACUUACAAUUGUAAAACGAUAUCAUCACUAUUUAUAUAUAUUCCAACAGAAAACCGAGAAAAAAACAAACAAAAAUUUUCAACUUAACAUAGUUUUUAAUUUUAAAUCUUAUUGACGCUUUCGUCCGUUUGUUUUUCUAAAGAGUUUAGCAAUUAGUGACACACCGAAUGAAAUUAAUCGAGUCUGUUAUGAGUUAAACAGCUAAAUUCUAUGUAUUUUUUGGUACAGUAAACGAGACGCUUUGAGACGGGUUAAGAGAUCUUGUUUGAAUUUGUCACCCUGCUUUUAAAAACAAAACACUUCAAUUAUCGUGUAAGCAGUUUUUGUUACCGAGAAAAAAAAAUAUCCAUAAAAUUUCCCUCCCCCUUCUUCUUCCUACUUAAAGUUACACACUAGCAAGCUUCGUUUGGAAGUCCCUUAAACAAUUAACUGUUUUUAGCGCUUAGACAAGAAAAAAAAUUGAAUAAUCUAGGAACGACUAUGAAAGUGUGUGGGGCGAACGAAAAUGUGUGCGUGUGAAUGGAGCCAAAAGAUGGGGUAAAUCGUAACGCGCAAAGAGGUUAACAAUAAUGAACAAGAGAAAAAAUAAUUGCUGCUGGUUCGAGAUGAGCUAAGCUGAAUUUUCGAGAAAUUCUCGUGGUUUUUGCAUGAAGGCGUAAGUAAGUGAACGAUGAGAACGCGUUGAUAUCAAAAUAAAGUGUAACUUGUAGGGUUUAUUAAUUAA